CUAAACAGCAUUUAUAUUUCCAGUGUCUGUAGUGUCUCACGAAUAACAAAAAUCAUGUGGCUUUUAGCUUUCAAGCUAAUUUGUCAAUGGAUUAUGCGUUGAAUUUUAACCUGGAUGCUUGACGAAACAGCAGCAGCUUCUAAUCGUACAUAUCCAGUUGUUUAAAUGGGCAGUGUGUUGGCUGCCAGUGCCCCCAGCCCUCCUGCAGCAGGGCCAGGUGGACCCGGUUUGGUGUCAGUACCUCCAGGAUUCACGAUGCCCUCCGUCUCUCCCGUCUCUGUGCCUGGCAGCUCUUCAUCUGGGCACCAGGAGACUGAGCCUCCCCUUUCAAACCCCGGUGGCUUUGAAGAGUGCCACCGCAAAUGCAAAGAGGUGUUUCCUGUGCAGAUGGAGGGUGUUAGACUAACCGUGAACAAGGCCUUGAGCAACCACUUCCAGGUCAACCACACAGUGUUGUUAAGCACUCUAGGAGAUUCCAGUUACAGGUUUGGAGCUACUUAUGUGGGGACCAAACAAACAGGACCAGAGGCCUUCCCCGUCAUGGUUGGUGACAUGGACAACACGGGGAGCCUAAAUGCACAGAUUAUUCAUCAGAUCACAGACCGAGUGCGCUCGAAAUUUGCAUUCCAGACUCAGCAGCAGAAGUUUGUGAACUGGCAAGGAGAUGCUGAAUUCAAAGGAGAAGAUUUCACUGCUGCUGUGACCUUUGGCAACCCAGACGUCUUGGUUGAGUCAGGAAUCGUUGUAGCUCAUUAUCUCCAGUCUGUCACUCCGUCGCUGGCAUUAGGGGGAGAGCUGGUGUACCACCGACGGCCCGGAGAGGAGGGAACAGUCAUGUCUCUGGCAGGCCGAUAUACAGGCAGCAACUUUAUCGCCACACUGACACUAGGAGGUGCUGGAGUUCAUGGGUCGUAUUACCACAAAGCCAAUGAUCAGUUGCAGCUUGGCGUGGAGUUUGAAGCAAGCACCCGUACGCAGGACACUAGUGUAUCAUUUGGAUACCAACUGGACGUCCCCAAAGCUGAUCUGGUCUUUAAAGGUUCUUUAGACAGUAACUGGGUGGUUGGAGCCACGCUUGAAAAAAAGCUGCAGCCUCUGCCUCUGUCACUGGCCCUCAGUGCUUUCCUUAACCACAGAAAAAGCAAGUUCCAGUGUGGGUUUGGCAUCACCAUUGGUUAAUCCUACCUUCUUUCUUGGUUAAUGCUGCAGUUUGGACACACUUUGCAUAUUUAUCCACAUCUGUACAAAAUCAGUCAGUAAACAUGAAGCAAAAUAAAGUAAUAUUUGUUGUUAGUUCCAUGUAUCAAACCAACCUUUGCAGUGAAAAUUUCAAUAUCCAAAAAAGUACAUUUAAAAACAUCACUACUGCUUGAUGCAUUAUUAGAGAAACCAAGAACAAAUACACACAUACAAUUUGCCUUUCAUUUUGUUGU
This is a messenger RNA of Sinocyclocheilus rhinocerous, 1433 nucleotides long. RefSeq names its product mitochondrial import receptor subunit TOM40 homolog. Bases 166 to 1179 code for a protein of 337 amino acids. The transcript is spliced from 10 exons. Gene Ontology annotation, molecular function: transmembrane protein transporter activity. The record is from RefSeq and is a predicted model, not a curated record. Gene Ontology annotation, cellular component: mitochondrial outer membrane. Gene Ontology annotation, biological process: protein import into mitochondrial matrix. Lineage: Eukaryota; Metazoa; Chordata; Actinopteri; Cypriniformes; Cyprinidae.